CAUCACACCCACACUUUGCUUUGAGCGCAACAAUGGCCAAGGGGCGCAAAUCCAAUGGCGCCUCAGCCAACUCUGCUGCGGGAUCGUCGGCCACCAGCAGCGGUCGCCCUGCCCGCGGUGGUCUGUCGCGCGCCGACAAGGAGCAGCUGCUCGAGUUUGGCCAGCUGCACCCUGUGGAUAUCGAGAAGCAGCGCAUGCACGAGCAGCAGUCCGGCCAGCAGCAGCCACAUGGCGCACAUGGAGGACGGCGCAGCCACACCAGUGAGCAAGCAGAUCUGGACCUACUGGCAGAUCGUCGCACAAGGAUUGUCGUGGACGAAUCCAUGGCCAGCCGUGGUAGUGAGGAUGGUGGCCGAGGCCGCGGGCGAGGAGGUCGCGGGAAUGACAAGCGUCGCAGGAACUGGCGCGACGUCGGAGGUCCAUCCGAUCCCGACCAAGACACGUCGUCGCAAGCGCAAGCUCAUGACGAAGAGGAAGAGUAUGCAGAGUACGACGACGAGGCGGACGCAAACAAGCCAAGCUCGUACGACGCGCUGCUCGGAUCGCUCCGGCUGACUGGGAAUGCUGCCCUGCUGCUGAAACGCCAACGCCUGGAGGAAGAAGGUCUCGAAGUCGAUCAAGACGACGAUGAAGACAAUCAGGACGAAGAUGAAGAACAGCUGGAUGACGAGGACGAGAACCAGGAAGAGGACUUUGACGAGGAAGUUGACGAGGAAGUUGACGACGAAGACGACGACGCUGCCGACGAAGACGGCGACGACAACCUCGAUGAGAACGGCGAAGAGCUCGUCAGUGAUGAGGAGAACAAUGCAGAAGAGGACGAGGAGGAAGAAGACGGCGACGACGACGACGACGACGACGCUGCUCCCGCCGAGAAGGACGCCAUCGACAACUCCAACGACACGGACAGCGAGAACGAGGAAGGCUUCGACGCCAGCAGUGACGAAGAAGACGAGGAGGAGGAGAAGGACACGCAAGGAUCUCACGGUCUUGCGACGCUCAAACCGCGGAUCUCUGCCAAAAAAGCGAACGCAGGAGACUUCUUUGCCGCCCAUUUCAAGCACGCCAUCCAACCCGCCGAACUAAAGCAGUUGACCCAACGUCAAGGCAUUGUCCAGACCUCCCUCACUGCGUCCGAUGCCACGACUGCCGCCGAAAUCCUUCUCACUAGUUCCGCCACCAAGACUUCGACUACCGUCGCUGGCAAUCUCGCCACGGUCGCGUUGGAUCGGGCUAUCGCCGCAAUCAAUGCAUACUCUGACGUCCUGUACCCGACCUGCAUGGAUGCUUCGCUGACGGAUGCCACGCCGUUCGCCUCUGCCACGUCGUCCGACAAUGCCACUCCUGCCAGCAUUCGAUUGCUCGCAGGUCAACCCGUCAAACCUCCGCGAAAAGGCGGCGAUUUGCCAACCUUCCCCGUCACAAAUCAUCACCAGGUGCUCGAUGCCUUGUGUGCACACGUUGCGCGACAUGCCAAGCGGACGCGAGCGCGUGUCGUGAAGGACAAUCAGAAAAUCUCAACAGCACACGCCGAGGGUGUCGAGCCUGGGGAAUAUCGCGACCAAGGCUUCACAAGGCCUCGCGUCCUCAUUCUUGCACCAUUCCGCAGCUCUGCCUUGAGGAUUGUGCAUGGCAUUCUUGCCCACCUCGGCAACGAGUUGCAGGUCGGCAACCGAAAGCGGUUCAACAUGGAAUACGGUGUGGAUGCUGAAACGGCGGCAGCCGAUGAGAGCAAGGAACGCCCUGACGACUUCAAGGCGACGUUUAGCGGCAACAUUGACGAUUGUUUCAAAAUUGGCAUCAAGAUUUCGCGCAAAAACGUCAAGCUGUUCUCUGAUUUUUACUCUGCCGACAUUAUUGUCGCCUCGCCUCUUGGCCUGAAGCUCAUCAUUGGAUCUGAAGGCGAUAAGAAGCGCGACUUUGAUUUCUUGUCCUCGAUUGAAAUCCUCGCGUUGGACCAAACGGAGGUCUUCUCCAUGCAAAACUGGGACCACGUCAUUGAUGUUUUGUCGCACCUCAACCGUCUUCCGAAAAACACGCGCGACACUGACUUUUCUCGUGUUCGCGAAUGGAAUUUGAACGACUGGAGCAAGUUCUAUCGCCAAACAAUCAUCCUUUCGGCGCAUCUCAGCCCAGAGAUUUUGGCCCUGAUGCGUCGCAUUUCAAGCAACUUUUCGGGACGGCUGAUCGUGCAGCCCACGUAUCCGGGAUGCAUUUCGCGCAUCGUCAACCAAGUUCCUCAGGUUUUCCACCGCUUUGAGUGCGACUCGUACUCGAACAUGCCGGACGCUCGUUUCGCCUUCUUCCGCGAAAAGAUCGUUCCGGCACUCAGCAGCUCGGCGGCUUCAUCACACACGGCGCUCAUGAUUCCAUCGUACUUUGACUUUGUGCGCGUCCGAAACUUUUUGAAAAAGGAGGAGAUUGACUUUAGCCAAAUCAGCGAGUACUCGUCCGGCAGUAAAGUGGCUCGAGCACGCACAGAGUUCUUCCACGGCCAUUCCAAGCUCCUGGUCUUUACCGAGCGCUUUUACUUUUUCCACCGCUAUCGGCUCCGCGGCAUUCGCACGCUGGUCAUGUACGCCCUGCCCGACAACGCGCAAUUCUACCCCGAGCUCGUCAACUAUGUGGACGUGACUGGCGCCGUCUCCUCCACCGCUGAUCCUCGCCUCACGGUGCUCUACACGCAACUCGACGCCAACCGACUUGCACGCGUCGUGGGCACGGCACGUGCCGAGCGAAUGAUUGCUUCGGACAAGAGCACCCACAUGUUCUGCUAACACCUGGAGCCAUUUGUGUUGUACAUUGUGAGCUGUACUUUUUGGCCUUUCGAGUAGACAACGUAGAUACAGUAUGCUUGGCACGGUGUAUUGUUUAAAAGUCGUGUUAACGAAAAACACAAACACAG
Capsaspora owczarzaki ATCC 30864 is the source of this 2905-nucleotide messenger RNA. RefSeq names its product digestive organ expansion factor. Gene Ontology annotation, molecular function: U3 snoRNA binding; rRNA binding. The transcript has 5 exons. Gene Ontology annotation, biological process: maturation of SSU-rRNA from tricistronic rRNA transcript (SSU-rRNA, 5.8S rRNA, LSU-rRNA). The coding region runs from base 33 to 2777 and encodes 914 amino acids. The record is from RefSeq and is a predicted model, not a curated record. NCBI's taxonomy places the organism in Eukaryota, Filasterea, Ministeriida, Capsasporidae. Gene Ontology annotation, cellular component: nucleolus; small-subunit processome.